AGCACUCUUUCGAUUUUGAGGCUAAUUUCAGUGGGCACACGACUUUGGCACGGUUUAGUAUCGUCGCGACAAUUAUCGUAAUUAACUCGUUUAUGUGUUGUGUGCUAAUCCAAUUACCAAGUUCGCACAGGAUGCCCCCAUUUGCGGCAGGCGAACAUAACACAAAUUAAUUCAAUCAAUCGGACACAUGAAGAAUUGAGUUUAAAAUUCGAAAAAAUCAAUUCCACUACCUUGAGUUCAAUUUGUUGGAAAUUAAAGUUAAAGAGUUCAACCUUCAGCUAGAAGUCGCGACGGAUUUCCUAAACAUGCUUAACUACCAGCAGCAAUUGCAUUCGCUGCCCGUCGGCAAUCCGGGAAAUUUUUACUACGGACCGACGGUUUCCGGCGAGAUAUACCCAUCUCACCAAUCGCUUAACCUGGAGUCCGAGGACAAACUGGAGGAUCGGGAAGAAAGUGGCAGGAGCCUGGACAAAAUGCACAGAUUCUCCGUGGAUAAUAUCAUGGAAAUGAAGCACGACGCCUAUUCCAAGGGAAAAAUGGCCAUGGAACUCAGUGGCAACUUUGGCCCCACUGGCGCAGGAUGCGGUGGCGGAGAUCGGGCAGCUCCCUGCUCCGGAAAUCUGCCGGCGGGUGGUGGCCACCACUCGAGGAAGCCGCGCCGCAAUCGCACCACCUUCAGCUCCGCCCAACUGACGGCCUUGGAGAAGGUCUUCGAACGCACCCACUAUCCGGAUGCCUUUGUUCGCGAGGAGCUGGCCACCAAGGUGCAUCUGAGCGAGGCCAGAGUUCAGGUCUGGUUUCAGAAUCGGCGUGCGAAAUUCCGGCGGAACGAGCGGAGCGUGGGCUCCAGGCCACUUCUGGAUACGGCUCCUCAGUUGGUGCCGGCGCCGAUUAGCAAUAAUAUGCACAAAUAUGCCAAUAUGCCACACCCACACCCACCGCCGCCACCGCCCCCCGGCGCGUACGCCCUCAACUUUGGGCCACUGGAGCUGCGCUCGUGCCAGAACUAUACGAACUGCUACGGGGGAUUCGGAUCGAGUGGUGCCAGCAGCAGUGGCGUCUGCUCCUUCUUUGGGGCCACCAACUACUGUGUGGCCGCCAAUUAUGCGAAGAACGCCUAUCCGCCGCUGUGAUGGCGCGGCUAGCUUUAAUGGGCCCCACGAGGUUACUUCAUGCAUAUGUAUUUCAAUUAGCCAAAUUGCAUUAAUGCUUAAAAACGUAUUAGGACCGGCAUAUGCGCCUACCUGACUAAUAUUUAUACUUAUACUUAUGCCGACACAGAUGCAGACACAUUCACAGAUACAGAUACAGAUACAGACACAGAUACAGAUGUGACGCACUGAAGGAGAAAACCCAAUAAAUAACAUUUUCUAAGAAAACACGGGCAGUGUGUAUUUGACUGGGAGCUGUGUUUAUUUUUUGGAAAAUCUACUGCGCUUAAGGGCCAAUAAACUACAAUUUGCUAGGGCACAAACUGAACUGAAGAAAGAUUGAACAUAAUCACGUUUGGAUAACUCUUUCGAUUGGAUUAUCUUGCGAGACACAAGCAAUUACCUUCUCGUCAAUAUGUGAAAGUUUUCCAUUUACGAAACUGUCACUCAGGCGCUUGGAUAUGACAUGGCUUAUUUAAUUAUUGACUUAGUAAUACGAUUUAAUUAAAAAUUCAUAACCCCGCCGCACACUGGCAAAGCAGCUCGAGGCUUCCAUUUGCAUCUGCGAGUGUGUGUUAUUUCACCCGCAUGUGUU
Molecule: messenger RNA, 1746 nt
Organism: Drosophila simulans
Lineage: Eukaryota; Metazoa; Arthropoda; Insecta; Diptera; Drosophilidae
Product: paired mesoderm homeobox protein 2
Exons: 3
Coding region: 306-1133 (275 amino acids)
Biological process (GO): regulation of transcription by RNA polymerase II
Molecular function (GO): RNA polymerase II transcription regulatory region sequence-specific DNA binding; DNA-binding transcription factor activity, RNA polymerase II-specific
Source: RefSeq, a predicted model, not a curated record